GCAAGGGCCAGUUCGGCGCAGAUGGACACAGCCCGUCCGGCGUGACGCGCGAUGGCGGUGAGGCUGCUCAAGGAGUUCGACCUCUUCAGGAAGCUCGCGCCAGAGCACCAAAAGGCGCCAUCGAGCGGCCCCGCCUGGGCGGUACGGUACCUGUGCUUGGUGCUGAUCCAGGUGCUGCUGCUGUCCGAGUGCGUCACCUACCUGGUGCCAAAGCACAAGCAAUCCUUCGACAUCGACAUGCAGGGGCCCAUGCAGCUGGCUUCGCCCAGGCAAAUGCGAGUGAUGCUGGAUGUCACCGUGCAUGACUUCCCCUGCAUAGAUCUGAGCUUGGAUUACCAAGACGCCAUGGGCAAUCGCCAGACCGACAUUCGAUCUGGGGUGGUCAAGCAGCGAUUGAAGCCGGAUGGGACGCCAGUGGGCGAUGUGCUCAAGAACGACCCCAAGACUGGGUCCAACAGCGCGUCGAAUCCCAGCAUUCGGAAUGGCACGGGCAACGCGACGUGCGGGGACUGCUACGGCGCUUUGCCCGAGGGCGAAUGCUGCAAUACAUGCUCGGAUGUGUUGUACGCCUAUCGCCUGAAGCGCUGGGCCUUGCCGCGCAUUGAGAGCAUCAGGCAAUGCCAGCAGGACGGCACCGCCAAGUCAGCGUAUCAACCUCCUCAGAUCGCACACCUGAAGGAUUAUAGCUCCGACGACUACUUCAAUACCUUCAGAAAGAUUGGAAGCCUCUCUUCGCCGGACGGGAAUGAGGCUCGAAUCACUGCACCUCUGAAGCUGAACCUGAGCUUGAAUUUGCAGAACAUCACCUUCAAGCCUCUGAACUUGAAGCCCUUGUCCUCCAUGGAUGACGACUGGGAUGACUGGGACUAUGACUAUGACUUCGACGACUGGUAUCACCCGCCGCCGCAGCUUCCUUCAGGAGAAAAACAAGACGCUGUCCUGGCCAGAGUGCGUGAGGCGCAAUGUGGUGGUCAACGGAUACAACAUGGGGGAAGCUCUCAUGGAGGAGACCUGGUGCCCUUCGGAGCCAAGGAAGGCUGCUGGAAGGACAACUGCAGCCAUACUGACAAGUUCAACAUCGACACUAUGGACCACUGCGCCACUGUUUGCAGCCAGGUGACCGGGUGCUCUUGGUGGACUUGGGGCGUGGAGGACUUUGCGGCCAAGUGCUGGCUGCGCUCGGGGAAGCACGGGAAGAGCAAGCGCUAUGGCUUCGCCUCGGGGACAAGGAACUGCACUGUGGCUCUGAAGACCGCUACCACCACCUCGGCGCCGGCAAGUAGCUCGCAGCCGAGCCAGUCCAGCGAGGCCGCUGCGCCGGGUCUCCAGGCUCCAGCGCGCCGCCUCUCCAGCCUUGACGACUUCUCCCGCUUCGAGCUGCCUUUAGGGUCCAUGCUGCACAUGCCUAUGUUCGAGUGGGACAAAGAGAGUGAGCAGCGCCGCGAGCAGAAGGGCGAGAGCUGUCGCAUCCACGGCCACUUCGAUUUGAAUAGGGUGCCGGGGAACUUUCACAUCGGCACUCACGGAGCAACUUUGCCAUCCUACCUCAACUUCUAUGACGAUCCAGCGCCGCCUCAACAGAACAUGAGGCACACGAUCCACUCCCUGACCUUUGUGGAUGUGUCCGCUCCGGAUGGCAUGUCUCAUCCGCUGGACGGCUUUGAAAGCCCAAAAGCCUUCACCUUCCAGUAUUACCUGAUGAUCACGCCCGUGACCAGACAAAGUGCGUCAGGAGAUGCCUAUGGCUACCAAUACAAGGCAGCCUCCUUCGUCACCAACGAACUGAUAGGCCCUGCCGUCUUCUUCCGCAUGGAGAUCGACCCCAUCAGGGUGGUCUAUUACACUGAGAGGGUUCCAACCAGCAAGUUCAUCGUGAACGUGUGCGCGGUUGUUGGAGGCUGCAUUGCGAUCAGCUCCAUGCUUCUGCAAAUCCUGGAUGCCAUGAACGAGUGAGGUGGAGCGGAGACGAGCUCAGGUCUAAAGGAGGUUUCCCCCCGCGCAGGAGAAGGAGGACCAGACACGAGCGAGGAAGGACGAAAUCAGCGCGCGGAGAAA
Molecule: messenger RNA, 2055 nt
Organism: Effrenium voratum
Lineage: Eukaryota; Dinophyceae; Suessiales; Symbiodiniaceae
Source: the annotation of a GenBank genome assembly